AUGCGCUGCACUAAGAAGGAUGACAACAAGGCCAUGAAGGCUGGUGGCCGCAAGCUGAAGCGCUCGCGGUCAGGAUUGGACAAGCUUAAGAAGGCCACAAAGAAGGCCAUGUCUGCGGAAGCAGACUGGACUUAUGAGGGCGAGGAGUAUGAGCACUGGGAAGAGGAUUGGGAGGAUUGGGAAGGGGAUUGGACGGAAGGCUCUUGGGGCCAGGGUCAGGCUGCAUGGGAUCAGGCCCCGGAGGAGGUUCCCAAGCGUGGGCGCAAGGCCAAGGGAGCUGUGCCAUCCGGCGAGGAUGGUGGGCAGGGCAAAAAGGGCCCUCGACGGCACAGCACCAAAGGCCCCGAAACGGAUCCCGAGGACAACCAGGGUGAGAAGCCCAAAGGGAAGCCAAAAGGCAAAGCAAAGGCGAAGGCAGCCCCCAAGGCAACCCCGAAGGGAAAAGCAAAGGCGAAAGCAAAGGCUAAGAGGGCCCCCAAGGCCGCCCCCAAGGCCAAAGGCAAGGCAGCCAAGAAGCAAGCCCAGGAGGAUGAGGAGGCAGUGGGGAAAGUUCUUGAGUGGGCUGCGCAGAUUGAUUUGAUGGCAGAUGAUUACAAGGAUACCUUGAAGCAGCUCCUCCCAAGCUAUUCCACCCCCUUGCGCCUGAACGUGUAUUGGACAAAGAGCUCUUGCGGGCUUUCCCUCCGGUAUGUGGAUGAAGAUGACAAGCGCCAGAGCCGUGAUGUGGGCCAUUUCUACUACGAGAAGGGUGUGCAAGGCAUGGUCAUCGCGGGCUGGGAGCUGGAGGAGAAGGAGAUCGUGCAUCCUGACACGGAGGAGCACGAUGUGGAUGCGAUCAAGCAGAGGUGGAAGGACAUCGGUGCCCAGGCGAUGGAGCGCUUUGCAGCGACAGAUGUCUGA
This is a messenger RNA of Symbiodinium sp. CCMP2592, 900 nucleotides long. NCBI's taxonomy places the organism in Eukaryota, Dinophyceae, Suessiales, Symbiodiniaceae. The record is from the annotation of a GenBank genome assembly.